CUGACACUGGCGGUGGAUGCACUCGCUGCGUUGCGAGCUAGGCUGUGACCCGGGCUGGUGGGGAAGGGAAGGAGAGGAGCCGGCUGCCCCCGCUCAGACCCAGCCCGCCCGCCAUCUGUGAGACUUGGAUUGGAAAAUUGAUGGCGGUCGUGUAGAGGACACCAGGAGCUGACAGGAUGAACAGUCUCGUGUCCCUGGACAGGCACAUUCAACAGACAAAUGACAGGCUCCAGUGUAUUAAACAGCAUCUACAAAGCCCAGACAGUUUCCAGACAGCAGCUCAAGAGCUUCUUGACUGGUGUGAAGACCCUCGUGCAUUCCAGAGAACCUUCGAGCAGAGUCUAAUGGGAUGUUUGUCGGUUGUAAGCCAUGUGUCGACCCAACAAGGCUUUGACUUGGAGCUUGGCUAUCGGCUGCUGGCUGUCUGUGCAGCUCACAGGGAGAAAUUCAGCCCAAAGUCUGCAGCACUGCUUACCUCGUGGUGUGAGGAUUUGGGUCGACUCCUCCUUCUGCGCCAUCAGAAGAGCCGUCCAAACAAUCCGGCUGUUAAGUUGCCCUUACAGCCCCCCAUGAACUCGAUGAAUCCCAUGAAGCCUUCCCUUCCACCCACUCCUCACAGUGAUGGGUCAUUCACAUACAAUGAUUCUGUUCCUUGGCAACAGAACACCAAUCAGCCUCCGGGUUCGCUUUCUGUGGUAACUACAGUAUGGGGAGUCAAUAAUACAUCUCAGAGUCAGGUCCUAGGAAAUCCUAUGGCUCCUGGGGGUAACUCCAGUGGGAAUCACAUGACAUCUGGGAUACCUGGAAAUGGUCCAGGAAUGAACUCUCCACAGUUCAUAGGACAGCAACCAUUCCCAGCCACAGAAACAGGUUCAAGCAAGGGAUACAUGCAGCAAAAUAUGUAUGGACGGCCUAACUAUCCUGGAGGAGCAGGAUACGGUGGAAGUUACCCUGGUGGCCCAAAUGGUUCUGGUGGAAUGGGAAUCCCUUCACAUUCCAGGCCACCAACGCACUUCACCCAGCCAGCUGCUGCUGCAGCUGCUGCUGCUGUGGCUGCGGCUGCAGCCACCGCCACCGCCACUGCCACAGCCACCGUGGCUGCCCUGCAGGAGAAGCAAAACCAGGAGAUGAGCCAGUAUGGACCGAUAAGUGCAGCCCAGUCCUAUAACAACCAAUACAUGAGUCACUCUGGCCCUCGUGGUUCACCACAGAUGUCCACUGGAAUGACCACAGGAGGAAUGGCUGGCCCAAUGGGACCAUCAAGUAUAUCACACAUGUCUAUGAACCACUCAAGGCCACCUGGUAUCAACCCCAUGUUCAGUGCACAGAGCCAGCGAAUGCCACAGCACGGAUAUGCAGGACCCCGACCAACACAACAGAUGCCUGGGCAAGGAGUAAAGAGGCCAUAUGUCAAUGAGCAGAGCUAUCCAGGUCAACAGUAUGGUCCCAGCAGCCAGUACCCUAGCCAGCCCAGCCAGUAUGCUCCUUCAAACCCCCAGCGGUCCAUUCCAUCUCCCAACUAUCCAGCACAUAGGAUGCCAGGCCAGCAAAGCACAGGACAGUACCCCGUUCCCCCAGGAUCAAUGGGGCAGUAUUAUAAGCCAUCUGAGAAAUAUAAUGGGCAGAGUAACAGCUUCAUGGGUGGUAACUACACCAGCUACACCCAGGCCAAUAUUAAUGGGCCUUCAAGAUCUAUGCCUGGCUAUCCCAGUUCCCCUAUAUCAGGCAACCCAACACCUCCAAUGACUCCAGGAAGCAAUAUUCCUCCAUACAUCUCACCAAACCAGGAUGUCAAAUCACCCUUUCUUCCCGACAUAAAGCCCAACCUGAAUAGUCUUCCUCCUCCCCCUUCAUCAAACCCUGCAGAUGAGCUACGACUGACAUUCCCCGUGCGGGAUGGUGUUGUAUUGGAACCAUUCCGGUUAGAGCACAAUCUUGCUGUCAGCAACCAUGUCUUUCACCUACGUCAUUCUGUGCAUCAGACAUUAAUGUGGAGGCCAGAUCUGGAGCUUCAAUUUAAGUGUUAUCAUCACGAAGAUAGACAGAUGAACACAAAUUGGCCAGCUUCGGUCCAGGUUAGCGUGAAUGCUACGCCCCUCACAAUUGAACGAGGUGACAAUAAAACUUCCCACAAACCACUCUACUUGAAGCAUGUGUGCCAGCCGGGGAGGAACACGAUUCAGAUCACUGUGACCGCCUGCUGCUGUUCACAUCUGUUUGUGCUACAGUUAGUACAUAGGCCUUCAGUUCGAUCAGUACUACAAGGCCUCCUGAAAAAGAGACUUCUGCCUGCAGAGCACUGUAUAACUAAAAUCAAGCGGAAUUUCAACAGCAGUGCAGUCUCUUCAGGUAACCCUGGGCUGAAUGGGGAGGAUGGUGUCGAACAAACAGCAAUUAAAGUGUCAUUGAAAUGUCCGAUUACAUUCAGACGAAUCCAGCUUCCAGCACGAGGACAUGACUGUAAACACAUACAGUGUUUUGAUCUUGAGUCGUACCUACAGUUGAACUGUGAGCGAGGAACAUGGAGAUGUCCAGUCUGCAACAAAACAGCACUACUGGAGGGGCUGGAAGUUGACCAGUAUAUGUGGGGCAUCUUGGCAGCCAUUCAAAACACGGAGUUUGAGGAGGUUACAAUUGACCCUACAUGCAGCUGGAGGCCAGUACCGGUGAAGUCGGACAUCCACAUAAAAGAUGACCCAGAUGGCCCCAUUGCCAAAAGGUGCAAGACGAUGAGCCCCAGUCAGAUGAUCAUGCCCAAUGUAAUGGAGAUGAUUGCUGCACUAGGUCCAGGAACAUCUCCCUAUCCAUCUCUACCACUACCACCAGGGGGCAACAAUAACAGUGACUACACUCAUCAGAAUUCUGUUUAUUCUGGGCAGGGGAACUUUCCCGAUUUUCCCCAUGGCACUGUUACCAACACAUCUAUUAAUGAGUUUAUGCAUGGGCCACCACUGAGCUACCCAUCAGAUAUCCCAAAUAUGACUCCUGACAAGCCCCUUGGACACUCCAUGUCAGAUCAGAUUCCUCAUUCUGCUACAAUAGAUCAAUCCCACCCUACUAUGCAGCAAGGAGUCCAUGCACCCCACCUUGGCAACCAGUCAGGGCAGCCACUGCACCACAGAAGCCCUUCCCAGCAUCAACGGCAGCUCCAGCAGGCAGGCUCCAAUGCCCAUUCACAUGGUGAAUUGACCUUCAAUCCAUCCUCGGUGAUGGAAGGUCAGCCAGGUGGUCAGGGAGCAGCUGAUGUUCCAGAGCCUUCUCUGGAACUUCUUCCAGAGAUUACAAACCCAGAUGAGCUACUUUCCUAUCUAGGACCUCCAGACAUGCCAAACAACAGCAAUGAUGACCUUCUGUCCUUGUUUGAGAACAACUAAAAUUCUUCCUUUUUAACCACCAUGAUAACUGAAGCUUCAUCUUCACUGAAGCUCAAUUGAGACUCCACACUGCCUUGCACUGUUGAUAGUGAAAACCUAUUGACAGAUGUCUCUGUGGACAGUACUGGUAGGAGAUCCUCCAAGACCCAUUGUAAAUUGCCAUCACCUUUUAGAGUUCUAAAUAUCUUUAGAACACAGAUGAGAUUUGAAAUGUUGACAAGCUAGAAGAAACCAGCUAAUUAGAGAAUCUAAAAUUACAACCAAUCGUUGUCAAAGAUUUGGCAGAAUAAUCGUUUGUUACUAAUGCCACAAAUCUUGUCUGUAUUUCAAAGCAUUAAGGCAAAAGAUGGGAAAGACUUCAAUGCAGCAAUUAGCUUUGAGCCACUAAUUGCAGGUUUGUUAUUCAGCUCAGUAACCUUGUGGAUUAUUCUCCACAUUCACAAUUGAUGUGAGGACUGUGACAUCUAGGAAUCAAAAGCCUUGCACGGGGAGGAAGCUGAAAAACAAAACAGAACUCGCAAGCCCCUGUUAUCAAGUACAAUGAUUUUCCUGGAUCCCUGAAGUUCCAUCUGUAAGGAAGAGAAUAGAUGGAGACUCACUAACUAUAACUUCAAAAUCAUUGAAGAAAAUGCAAAAAAAACAAAUUAUGAUCAAUUACAAAAUAAAAGCACAAAAGAUUCUUAGUGACCAAGGUAGGGACACUACAGCACUGAGGGGAAAGAGGAUUUCUUCUACGCUGUAAUGAAACAGUAUCACUGCCUGCAUUUCACAACCUGUGAUAAAGAUGUUGGCCGUCAUAUCAUUGUAAUAUAAAAGGAGUACACAGAGGUGAUUAAAUGACAGUACUGUGUUAUUAUCCCACUUUGAUUGCUCUAACCUUUUCACAAUUUUUGUUCAUUUAAAAAAAAGCAUUCUUAAUAUAGACUUAUCUGAACACACCAAUGCUGUUCUACAGGCUGUGGCUUUUGUACCAAGUCCAUGUGGCACCAAAAAGUUUUUUUAUAUAUCUAAAAUACUGUGGUAUUGGCAAAACAAUUGAACAGUGCCCAAUGAUGAUUGUUGAUUUCAAUGCUGGUGACGAUCAAUUGCAGGUGCAAGGAACUUUUUUUUAAAAAAAAUAUACACUGUGAUGAGAGAGGUCGUUUAAAACAAUACAAUUAUUGCAGAAAAUAAUCAUUGUCUUGAAAUUUGUAUUUGCAAAUUACUUCCAUAACUUUGAGGGUGGGUGAAGGGAGAAGAAAAGGAGGAUGGAAAAUCUAUGUUCCUUUUAGUUCUGUUGAGCUACAGCAGUUCAGGAUGUCUGUGGUCUAUUUAAGAUGGUUGAGAUACGUAAAUCAAUAUUGUUUAGGUUUGGGUUUAAGUUUAUGGCAUCUAUCUCCUUUAUUAGGAUUAUCUAGGGUUGUACUGCAAUUUGUAAGACAAUAAAGCUCAUUGUUUAAUUUCUAUAGCUUUUUAUUUGUAAACUAUUGUUUGCUGUUAGAAAAUUCAAUUUUAAUGUAGUAAAUUAUAUUAUUCAAAGUCCUGCUUCUGUGUCAGUCCUGGAACAUAGAGUGGGAUUUCUCCUUUUAAAUAUGAAAUGGGAUUAGAAAUCAAUUAAAGUUACAAAAAUGUCUUGAAUGCUGAAAAUGCACAGAAAGUAAUUUGGAGAAAGACAGUUUUGAGUGUAACUCUUGUAAAAGGUCAUACACAGUCAAGAGAAGCAUGUUUUUGGGAAAAAAAGUCCUGAGCAAAGCGGGAAAAUUUGUGCCAGUUUUCACAAAGAUGCUGUUAAUGAGCUCAAUAAUCAGAAGAGGUGUAGGCUAUUGCAAAUGCUAAGGGUGUGAAAUGCACUGGAAAAGCAAAAGAAAAAAUAGAUUUCCACAAAUAGAAAUCAGUAAAAUGUUGGAAAAGAAGUCGGUAAGAGUGGGAGAGCACAACUGAGAUCAAAGAUUAGAACUGUUGUUCAUAUUCAAGGAAGAAACAAUAUAGGGGAAGAUAAGACUCUAUCCAAAGGAAUAGUAUAAAUUGUAAACAAGGAAAGUGAUUGAUUCUAUUAUAGGUCCCAGGUUGUUUUUUAACUAAUCAUACACUAUUCCCUGAACAAAAAUUCAAGCAGGCAGCCAACUCCUAUUACCAUUGUGAUUUAAAAGAUAGGAGGUCAUUCAGUGUAUCGAGCCAAUGCUGGUUUUCAGAGCAAUCCUAGUCCCCAACUUAUUCUCCUGACCGGUCAAUGAUGUGCCGGAGAGUAACAUGGAAUAACCAGAUUUCUAUUUUCUCACCUGCCUUUGCAUUCUGUUUAUGCUGGUCAACUGGGGGUAUUAGAAUGUGGAUAUCAGGUAAUAAUAAUCUGUAUCUGAUUAACUUGUUGCACAGUAAGUUUGUACAUUAGGAUACUGUAGCACCUUUUAUCUCAUUUUUUUUUAGUUGAAAUGAAAGAGUAAAGAUCUGCACAAAGUCUGACAAACUCUUCUUGAAUAAGAUGCUAGAGCUUUGGACCGGCAUCGGUAGGUUUUAGCAUCUCUAGAAAUAACAGUCUACUCCUUUUUCUAUAUUCCUGUUAAGAAAUCAAGUCUUUUCAAUCACCUAACACAACCUACCCAGUAGUUCUGUACACCUACCCAGUAGUUCUGUAUACUCUUGCUUUACAAAACUAUUGGUUUUAUAGAUAAAUAGAACAUUACAGCACAGUACAGGCCCUUCGGCCCACAAUGUUGUGCCUGGUUUUAAAAUUUUCAAAUGGCCCUCUGUUUCAAUACUUUUUAGGGGAGAGUUACAGACUUGUGUUACCCUUUGAUGGAAUUUCCAGACAGCAACCUGGCUUUUAGUUCUUAGGCUGUGCAUCCUUGUUCUAGACUUCUGACCAAGAAAUAAUUUAAGGAUUCUUUAGAGUGAAGCUAUCUUAACUACAAGUCAAUCUUCAACAUUCCAGGAAACAUUGGUCUGUUGCAACCUUUCUUCAUAAUUUAAUGCCCCUAGUCCCAGUAUCAUUUUGUUGCAGGUGUGCUGCAGUGCUCUUAUUAGGGUUUAAGCAGAGAUUGAUAAUUGUACUUCUCCAAGUAUCUUAUGUUAUAAUUUAAUCGUGUAUUUUAGUUCUAUUCACGUCUUACACAUUUGUUUCUAAUGAUGAUGAUGGAAUCAAAUGUGCACAGCUCAAUAUAAUUGACAGCUGAUACUCAUGAAUGCGUUCAGCACUGGCAACCAAAGACAAAUUUCUCCUCUGACUCCCUUUGCAAAUGCUGAGGAUCAGUAGUGAGAUCAUCUGUAAUUGAUAACAAGUGAAAUUUGUCCGUAAAAUUUAUACUGCCUGAAAUGCCAGCACCCUAAUUUCAAAUCCUUCCACCUUUCCAAAUACAGAAACACCAUACUGCACUGAUGCAUAGAAACUGCUCCACUUUAUUAUGAAAUACGAUCAAUAUAAACAAUUACAUUGAUUAAAAUUUAGCAACAACUUAUUAAGGUGAUUCCCUAGAAUCCAAUAUGGUUGGUAUUUUAAGAUAGAUCUGUUGUCUCAUUUUGGAUCUUUUCCAUUUCCCGGAAAGAGAAUCUAAAUGGUUGCAUGUGCAUUUACACAGAAUUAGGAAGAAUCACAGCAUGGAAUAAGCAGCACUCCUCAUUCCAAUGUGCUUACCUUGCUUCCAUACACCUGUUAUACCUAUUUCGUUCAGUUUAUCUACCUAAUCUGUUUGUAAAGUUUGACAUGGUCUAUAUUUCAACUAUACAUUCCACAACCUCACAAAUUAGUAUUUUAAACAAAAUGUAACAUUUCUUUAAAAUGAACAUAAAAUUUUAAUCUUAAAUCUUGUCUUGAUGGUUCAAUUGCUAUAGACAACCUGACUUCAGAAACCUUCGAGGUUUUAAACACAUCUAUUGAACCAACCCUUAAGUCUCCAUUCUAACUACAACCACACUUUAUUUGCAUUUCCUCACGUCAAUCAAUUAAAAAUCCUAGUCAUUUUGCACUCAACCUUUGUAAUGCUUCAAUAUCCUUUUUACUUUAUGGAGGUCAAAACUGAACACAACACUCCAAAAUUCAUGAUUAUGUCUUACUUUAUAAAUUCCAUAACAUAAAACUCAGCUUUCAAAUGGCCUUAUUCACUAGAGGUGCCACUUUUAAUGUGUUUCACACCUGAACCAUGAUCCAUUAUCACCCAGUUUCCCCCAAUUAAAGUACAAUUAUGUUCUAUUUAGAACCAAAUGCACCCAUUCACUCUUGAUACUAAAUUUUAUCUUUUACUUUUUUUUGUUCACUUGAUCAUUUUAUCAAUAUUCUCUUGCCAUUUUCCUGGCAUGUCAUAACUAAUUCCUGUGCCUCUUACCCACAAAUUUAGAUAUCAUUCCCUCUGGAUUUUUACCCAAAUUAUUGACAUAUUCAAUGGACAGAAACAGUUCAAGAACAGAAGCCUGUGGGAUGCCACCAAGAAACUUGCCUACAUCCAACUCAUUUAAUUCCUUCCCCAUUCUAAACAUUUUUACCCAUUCUAGAAUCCUUUUUCACAAUUCUGUAUUAGUCCUUUUUCUCCAAUUUUCUACAAUCUGGUACCACAACAGAAGGAUUUUGAAAGUCAAAUUCUCUACAUUUCCUCAUCCACUAUAUCAGUCUCUGUAAAGAACUCUUGGAAUUGUUAGAAAAUUCUUUCUGAAAUUCAAAUUGGCCAUUUCCACUUAUUUUAUCUUCCUCUAGAUCUUUAGUAGUUCUAUUUUUAAAUAUUCUUCUUUGUCACAUUAACUGGAACAGCCAAGUCUUCCCUUCAAAAAUGAAUAUUACAUUUCUCCACUUUCCAGUCUUCCAAAACAUGUAUAUUCUCAAAGCAACUUUAAAAUAUAAUUAUACCAAGUCAGGUCUUCCUUCCUAAAACUAUGAUCUGCCUGUCUUUUCUCACUUAUGUAGACUUUACCUAGCUGCUUACAAACUGUUUUGGCUCCCAGUGUCUGUAUUCACAACAUGUCAGUUUCAAGGUAUACUUGGGAAAGGAUGCUACUAAUUGUACGCUAAUCAAGCCUAAUAAUAGCAUCAACAAAGUGCACUUUCACUACUUAUUGUACAGCUAAUAACAGUCAACUAUCAGUUAUCUCCACAAUGUUAAUUUUUAUCAAUGUGUAAUUUUUUUCACUAUACUAUUAUAGUUUAUUUUAUAUGGAAGAAACGUGCCACAAGUUAUUGUUUGAGAAUGACCACAAGGAAACAUUUGUGCUGAACAUGGUUUCCAGCAUGUGGCUGGCUGUAGAACAUACACCAAAUGCUGUGUGCAGAUAAAACCCUUUGAUAUUUUCAGUAGAACAACACUUUGUAAGAAAAUAACUUUACAAGUGCCAGUAAAACUUUUGAUUUUGGGAAAACUAUAUUUUAUAUACAUAAAUGUUCCUCUUUUAUUACUCUGCUCAAGUUAAGUUUGGAGUGCUUUAAAAUAUUAUGACCAAAUUAGCUAUGGAAACUACAAGGAAAUUCUGUUUUUAAACACCAAAACAAUUGUCUUCUUUGCAUGUUCCUGCUUAAUACUGUAUAUAGUCAUCUGUGGUGGUCUCUGUUCUGAUGUACUGUUGCUGUUUAAAUACAUGCUUAAAAUGCUUUAGCACCAGUAGAACUCAGUUAAGCCACAUAUAUUUGCAGAUUUAUCUCAAACUCUGCUUUCAAUCCAAAUUGUAUCUAUUACAGCUUUUAAACACCCCCUUUCCCUAAAAUGUAGCCUUCAACUAGGGCAUUUUCUCCAGCCACAAACUGCCUUCAAGUGACCUCUUAACACACAAGGCCCCAUUGAGAGAGUUAAUGGGCUCCCAUCCCCCUCCCAAAAGAAAUCGGACUACUUAAAGCUUUAUCCAAUUUUUACCACCCACAAACAUAGAUUUUAUUGGUAAGAGGCAUUAAAUCGGAAUCAAUGAAGGGUUUUAGUGCAUUCAUUUCUCCCUUCUCUUGCUGAGAAACUUUAGUAAUUGUAAUAACCCAACCGUUACCCUGAGUGAAAUUAGCUAACUCGAUACAGAAAGGAAUCAGAUCAGGGGUACAGGUCUAUUUGGCUUAGUUACUUAUUUAACAGCUGAUGGAAUUCCAGAUAUACUUCUCUAUGUUGAAGCUAACACAUUACCUACUCCUGUUUAAAGUUCUUUUGGAAGUCUUCCCUCAUGGUACAAUUCUACAUACUUUUAAUCUGAAUUCACUGAAGUGCAUAUAUGACAUUAGACUCUUUGGAGUCUCCUUUAAACAUUCACAUAUCACAUCAAAGGUUCAACAUCAUUGAUAUGAAAUGGAAAAACAAGUAUUUUUGUUUUCAGAAUAAAGGUGGAACAUUUCUUGUCUGUGACCUUGCACAAAUAAAAUUGAAAUUUGUUCUGGAUGUCCUGCAUUUCAAGGUUCCUUUACAUUGUUUUAAAAUAUUUUGCCCUUUCUCCCCAGCUUUUCUGGCUUUAGCCACACUGUAAUCUCUGCAGUUAAAAGAGUAAGCAAUUGGACUUGAUUCAUCAGGAAUAAAAGUGUGAAUUAUCCAGCAACCUAAAGUACACAUAGCUUUACUUUGUCCUGUUAUUUUACUGUUAUGUUUACUGCAUCCCAACAGUACACAUUCUAAAUUCAGAAGUGUAUUACUGACAAUUUUACGUUUUCCAAAGCAGUCUCCUGUAACCAUGUGGGAUUCCUAAUUUAAUGUUGUAGAAUGGUAAAUUAGGAGCUGUUGUGUGUUUUGGGCUGAAUCAAUUAGGUCUUUCCAUAUUUAUUUCAUUCACAACCACAGAUCUUUGUCAUCUGGGUUACAUUCCAAUACAUGGAAGUUAUUCUAUUGCAGUACCCAAACUCCUGAACUGUACGGCUUUUAAUCAGGAAGUUAUGUAAUAUCAGGAUAUAACUGACCAACUACUACUCAGUGAAUAGACUUGAAACAUUUAAAUUGGUUGAACCCAAUUUGCUUUCAAUCAAAUAUCUUAAAAAUUAGCAAAGAGUUGAUUGGGAAAAUGUUACCAUCAAAUUCAAUAUUAUUACUUACAUCCAUUGAUGUAGGAAUUAAGCUAGUGGUUUUUAAGAAAGAUAAUGUUUAUCUAGAGUUUUAGUUGACAUAGUAGUUGGUUAUGGAGGUGCACAUGCAAUCUAAAAAGGUAAAAAAAAUCAAAUUCUGAGAUUAUAGUCAUCAGAAGAUAAUCAACAGAAAGAACUUUGCUUAACUGUUUACUGUCUUUCAUUGUAAUAUUAAAGGCCUACCUGAAAUAUCUACAUUAAAAACAAAAAAUAAGCACUGAGUGCUACCAGUUUUUCCCAACCCCAAAACCAAAUAUUGCUGAAAGAUGGAUUUUCUGCUAAUAUUAAUAACCUUAAACUUCCAACUAAUCCACUGUGCCAGCAUAAACUCAAAUUGACCCCGAACUAGAGUUACAGUUAAGUGAUUGUGAAGUUUUAUGUGAGACAAAAAACAAAAAGGGUUCACACUUUUUUAAUAAGUCUGCUAUGGAUGACAGCAUCUGAAUUAAAUUAGUUUAUUUUCAUACAUUACUAAAAUGCUUUUCCAUUUUCACAAUCCUAAGAAACAUUAACUGAAAGCUUUAAAAAUAGUUUAAGUCCCACCUUAGUUCUUGUUCCUUUUAGCUCCUCUGUAAUGGUAAAGGUAGCAUUCACUGAGCCAUCCAGACCAGACUUCCCACGCAUGAUCUUCUGCCUCUACUUAGCUGAAAGAUGUUAGUGCUUAAAUGGAGAUAACUGUCCAGGAUGGGCAUACAUUAAGCACACUAAAAUAAUUGUUAUGUCAUUCAACAGUCUAGUAAUGCUCAAUAUCAAAUCCCAUGCAGAAUGGCCACUAAGGUGGCCAUGGAUAAACCAUGGUUUGAAACCAUGCAUUCCAAAACUAGAGGAAAAGGUGGACAAGAAAAUAAUACUUUUUGCAGAUGUUCUGCGAGCAUUUGAAAAAUUAUUUAGACUUCCAAAGAUGAGCAAUGAGUAUCGUAACCUCAACUAACUUGCAUUACUUUCAAAAUAAACUGAUUGUUACAGCACAAAAUGUCAGUAAAAAAAAGUAAUGAUCUAUAAAUUUCUCAAGUAGUAUUAGAAAAGCUUGUUUUCACUAUUGGUUUUGUAUGUAGUAUUUAAACAAUUCAGAACUGAAAAAUUAAUAGUACUGCAAUUAUAGCAAUAGGAGAACCGAAAGAGACAGAAUGUAGUCAUCAAAAUACAUUCAAAGUUAUUUUAAAGUGACUGUAAAUGAUGUGACCAAUAAAUGAAGCACUGGUGAUAGCUUAGUAGAUCUGCAGGAAUUCCAUACCUUGUUGCAAAUUUCACACUGAGCUUGCAAUUAGAUGAACACCCAGCCACUCACAUUAGCCAACAAGAGCCAUUAGCUGCUGUUUACAACAAAUUGCAAUUAGUCCUCCUUAAUCCUAAUGGAUUUUUUUUCCAACUCACAUAAUUAAUGGCACAACAAUUUCAGGUUGAUUGGUUAUAAAAAUCUGGAUGAAAGUUAUUAAAUUAGAAACUAUACCACAAUGAUAUGGCAUUUAAAUUGUCAUUCACGAACAGAUGGGUGUUCUGAGCUUCACUGCACCUUAGAAUCUUCAUUAUUUAUUGGUGAGGCAGGGUCAGGAUUAAUUAAUAAGGGAUGUUUUUUUUCCAAUCUCAACUUUAGUUCAAAAGCAAUGACUUUGAAUGACAUAUCUUAACAUGGAAUGUUACACAGAGAAGGACAAGACUGUCAUUAAUCUAUCUGCCUACCCAAAUUCCAUGGUCCUUAGUAUAAAUACAUACAUACGUGCGUGUCUAAUAAAUAUUAAAAGAUACUAUUAAAUUCUAGUUAAAUUUUGCUCUAUUGGGGGCAAUAUUAAGUAGUCUAUAGAGAACUAUAGAAAUCCAAAAUAUUUUAAUAGCCUUUGCAGUUUUCUCUCAUUGUAUCUGACAUAUCCUUAUUUCUUAAGGUUUUAAUUUUCUUUUAUUUUAAUUUUGUAUUUAUAAAUAUGCCACAAUUUAUUUAGUUUGUGCAAUUUGGCACAAGGUGCGUGUACUCUGGUAUAAUAACAAGAAGCUGUCGCAACUUUAAUUCAAAUAAGGCACUGGCACAGUAAACCAGCAAUUGCAGCUAAGCAAUGAAAGAUGUAACAAGUCUAUUCAGUAAAUGAGCUCAUGACUCACCAACUCUGUGUUUCUGAGGUGCUACUAUAUGUAUUGUAAAUUAGGAUGGAAAGAAAAGAGUGUAAAUUUCAUAUUUUGUAAAAAUCUUUUCUUUUAGCUUUUCUGUACAGUAAAUGAAACAGUAAAAAAAUUGUGUGUCCUGCAUGCAACUGCUGAAUGUUGUAUUUGUCCAAUUAUUGUAUGUAUCAAGUUUAUUUCUUACCUCUAUACUCAAUGCAAAAGCAAUCUUACUGUCUUUUUUAAGUGAAGGAAUUGUAUGUAGUUAGGUGAUAUUACCUAUUUAUCUAAUAAAUGUGCAUUCACAUAACAAAACAUCUUCAUUAAAACUGCUGUCAGAAAUGAAAACA
Molecule: messenger RNA, 12794 nt
Organism: Pristis pectinata (smalltooth sawfish)
Lineage: Eukaryota; Metazoa; Chordata; Chondrichthyes; Rhinopristiformes; Pristidae
Product: zinc finger MIZ domain-containing protein 1-like
Exons: 22
Coding region: 177-3374 (1065 amino acids)
Biological process (GO): regulation of transcription by RNA polymerase II; protein sumoylation
Molecular function (GO): SUMO ligase activity; zinc ion binding
Source: RefSeq, a predicted model, not a curated record